Chrysemys picta bellii (western painted turtle) is the source of this 1406-nucleotide messenger RNA. RefSeq names its product uridine phosphorylase 1 (gene UPP1). Gene Ontology annotation, cellular component: cytosol; cytoplasm. Gene Ontology annotation, molecular function: uridine phosphorylase activity. Lineage: Eukaryota; Metazoa; Chordata; Testudines; Emydidae. The record is from RefSeq and is a predicted model, not a curated record. Gene Ontology annotation, biological process: uridine catabolic process; nucleotide catabolic process.
AGUCACACGUCUCCGGCCCGGCUUUUCCAGCAUUGCUCAGCCUGGGCUGGAGAAACAGACAACUCAUCCCGACCCGCAGGGCCAGGAAGUGCCCCGCCUCUCCCCAGACACCGCCGCGCCUCUGUGCAUUGUCCCACGGUGGCGGUGGGAACAGCCAGCCCAGCCCAGCAGCAGGCGGAGAAGGCAGCGGGGACGGGGACGCAGGGAGACCAGAGCCCCCAGCCGGUACCGACCCGAGAGGCGCAGCAGCAGCAGCAGCAUCCCUCACCUGCCGCAACUUGAAAACCCGUGCAAUAGCUUGUGCCAUUCAAAUACGAUUGAGAGCGACGGGAACUGGGCAGCCGCUGGAGUUCAGCUUCUCCUUCCCAGCAAGGUCUAACUGUAUAGAAUGGCACCUGGUGUAACAGCUGAGAAGAAGACUGAGGAUGAACAGUCGUCAAAAGAUAACUUAAUUCAUCUCUCCAACCCUCACCUUGAGAAAAUGAAAGAUGAUAUCCUGUACCAUUUUGCUCUUGGGACUGGCACCCAUGAUUUUCCUGCCUUGUUUGGAGAUGUAAAGUUUGUAUGUGUUGGAGGAAGCCCUUCACGGAUGAAAGCUUUUAUCACCUACAUAGCUGAAGAGCUUGGACUUGGGAGCGUCGGUGCUGACUAUCCCAACAUCUGUGCAGGAACUGACCGUUACGCGAUGUACAAAGUAGGACCCGUGUUAUCAGUCAGUCAUGGUAUGGGCAUUCCCUCUAUUGCCAUCAUGUUACAUGAGCUGAUCAAGCUGCUGUAUCACUCCAAGUGUUCCAAUGUAACCAUUAUUCGCAUUGGCACCUCUGGUGGAAUAGGUCUGGAGCCAGGCUCAGUGGUAAUAACCAGUCAAUCAGUAGAUGCUACCUUCAAGCCUCAAUUUGAACAGGUUAUCCUGGGAAAGACUGUAAUUCGCAGUACCAACCUAGAUGACCAACUAGCUAAGGAACUGAUGCAGUGCAGUAAGGAGAUAAAUGAAUUCAAUACAGUAAUUGGAAAUACAAUGUGCACUUUGGAUUUCUAUGAAGGCCAAGCCCGUCUGGAUGGUGCAAUCUGCUUAUAUGCUGAAGAAGAGAAAUUGCAGUAUUUGAAGGCAGCUUAUGAUGCUGGAGUCCGAAACAUUGAGAUGGAAUCUUCAGUUUUUGCUGCUAUUUGUAAUCUUAGUGGUGUCAGAGCUGCUGUGGUGUGUGUCACACUUCUGAAUCGACUUGAAGGGGAUCAGAUUAGCAGCUCACAUGAUGUGCUUGUGGAGUAUCAGCAGAGACCGCAGAAAUUAGUGGGACACUUCAUUAAGAAGUGCCUUGGGAAAGUGUGAUGUACCCACCGCUUUGCAGAUUAUUAGCAGAAGGCUAGUAUUUCUUCUGACUUGAAAUAAUGCUCAUAACUAUAAA